AUGGCAGCAUCCCUGAUUGUGAGCAUCCCAUUGGCGGUGGCAGCAGUGGGAGCGCCGCUGGGGGGAUGGCUUGCUGACGUGGCAGGGAGGAGGCGAGCGUUUCAGAUUGCAUCCCUGCCGUUCAUUGCUGGAUCGUUGCUCAGUGCUGCAGCAUCUACCACGUGGCACAUGGUGAUUGGUCGAGCGCUCGUUGGGGUUGGUCUGGGAAUCGUAUCUGGCGCAGUUCCUCUCUACAUAUCAGAGGUAACCCCCACCUCUUCUCGCGGCACUUGGGGCACGUUAGCUCAGCUCUCCACCAGCACUGGCGUCUUCUCUGCCUUACUGGCCGGCCUGCCUCUGGAGCAGCACCACAGCUGGUGGCGUGGCAUGUUUCUCCUCGGCUCUCUGCCUCCCUGCCUCUUGCUGCUGGGCAUGGCACUGGCCGCACCAGAGACCCCCCGCUGGCUACUUCUGCACCACAGCAUGCAUGCAGCAGCACGAGCAGCAGUGAUUCUGAGAGGAACGGAGGGGGCAGAAGAAGUGUUACAGGAACUCACGUCAGCACAACCAACAGCGCUGAUGUCAGCACGCCCGCCACAAGAACCAGCGAACGCGACACCACAUGAAGCAAUGAAGCCAUCCCACCCAUACUCAUCAGCAUCAUCACAGCCAGCACUAGAAACAACCAGCAUUACCCGAACCUCGCCAGCUGCUGCUGCUUCUGCUGCUCCUGGUGCUGCUGCUGCUCAUCAUGCAACAGGCGCCACCACCACCCUGCACAUGCCUUUGCUCAACAGCAAAGGUUCUGCUCCGCCCCCUGCUGCCUCUGCCUCGCUCUUCCAUCCAAAAUACCGACAAGUGCUGCUCCUUGGCGCAGCACUCUUCGCACUGCAGCAGUUCUCGGGAAUCAACGCAGUCGUGUACUUCUCCUCUCACGUCUUCCGCUCUGCUGGAUUCUCCUCGGGAAUCGCCGUCUCUGCCCUCAUCGCACUCUUCAAGCUCUCAGCUGUGCUGCUGGCUGCUCGUCUGGUGGAUUCGGCAGGGAGAAAGCCCCUUCUGUUGCUCUCCUUCCUUGGCAUGGGUUGCUCCAUGCUGUUUCUCUCGGCGGUCCUGUCCUUGCCUCUCCUGCAACCCUGUGCGCCACUUCUCUCUGUUAUCGGCACAAUCACGUAUGUGACAGCAUUCUCCUGUGGAGUGGGCCCCAUUCCCAGCCUGUUGCUUCCGGAGAUAUUCCCCUUGCAAGUGCGAGCUGCAGGGGUGGCGUUCAGCAUGCCCGUAAACUGG
Molecule: messenger RNA, 1263 nt
Organism: Closterium sp. Naga37s-1
Lineage: Eukaryota; Viridiplantae; Streptophyta; Zygnematophyceae; Desmidiales; Closteriaceae
Source: the annotation of a GenBank genome assembly